Messenger RNA from Brugia malayi, 807 nucleotides. Its product is annotated as oxidoreductase, short chain dehydrogenase/reductase family protein. Gene Ontology annotation, biological process: tetrahydrobiopterin biosynthetic process. The transcript is spliced from 8 exons. The record is from RefSeq and is a predicted model, not a curated record. Gene Ontology annotation, molecular function: sepiapterin reductase (NADP+) activity. Lineage: Eukaryota; Metazoa; Nematoda; Chromadorea; Rhabditida; Onchocercidae. The coding region runs from base 1 to 807 and encodes 268 amino acids.
AUGACUUUUACAGGACGUAAAGUUUUGGCAAUUAUUACUGGUGCAAGUCGUGGUAUUGGUCGAGAAACAGUGUUACAGCUAUCAAAAAUUGUUGCCAAAGGUUCCGCAUUUUUAAUCACCGCAAGGACAGCUGCAAAACUUGAAGAGCUAAGAGAUGAAAUCAAAUCCAGUGUCGAAGGAAUUGAUAUUCAUGUCUUGGUAUGCGAUGCUGAAAAAUUGAAUUCGGGCAAAAUUCUGGAAUUACAAGGAGCAAUUUCGUCUCUAAUAGCAAAUUCAAGAACAUACGAUGUGUUACUGUUGGUGCAUAAUGCUGGGACAGUUGGUGAUAUUACCAAACGAGGCGUAGAAAUUAUUAAUUCGGAUGAUUGGCACAGCUAUUUGCAAAUUAACUUUGUUUCAGUGGUACUCAUAAACAAUUCAGUGUUAAGUACCAUUCCUGAACGGGUAGCUCCGGCUCGCUAUAUUUUAAAUGUAACAUCACUACUAGCUGUAAAAGCAUUCCCAUCCAUGGUUCAGUAUUCUGUUGGAAAAGCUGCUCGUGAGGCAUUCUUUCGAGCGUUAGCAGUUGAGGAAAGUAAUUUACGAAUUCUGAAUUAUUCACCUGGUCCAGUGCAAACCGAUAUGCAUAAUGAAAUUGCUAAAAGGUCAUAUGAUGAAGGAAUAAGGGAAUCAUUCAAAGCGCAAGCUGAUAGCACUGAGGUGAACAGGCGAACACUUUCACCAAAAGAAACGGUGGAAAAAAUGCUGUCAAUACUGGAAGAGGACAAAUUUGAAAGUGGCUCGCGAUAUGAUUUCUUUGAUUUCUGA